Podarcis raffonei (Aeolian wall lizard) is the source of this 2019-nucleotide messenger RNA. It is a transcript of the gene FGF18, whose product is annotated as fibroblast growth factor 18. The coding region runs from base 661 to 1215 and encodes 184 amino acids. The transcript has 6 exons. Gene Ontology annotation, cellular component: cytoplasm. Gene Ontology annotation, biological process: animal organ morphogenesis; positive regulation of cell population proliferation; positive regulation of gene expression. NCBI's taxonomy places the organism in Eukaryota, Metazoa, Chordata, Lepidosauria, Squamata, Lacertidae. Gene Ontology annotation, molecular function: type 2 fibroblast growth factor receptor binding; growth factor activity; type 1 fibroblast growth factor receptor binding. The record is from RefSeq and is a predicted model, not a curated record.
UUGCUGAUGAUCGGAAGUUGCUGACAACCGGGCAGCACCUUCUCCUCUCUCCAAAGGCGGAGAGACAGAGUGAGUGAGUGAGACAGAGAGAGAGAGACGCGCACACACACCACACACAGGCGCGCGCGCGCAGCAGACACACCACACACAGGCGCGCGCGCGCGCGCUCCCUCACUCGCAUCCAGCGAGCCCGGAGGAGGAGGAGGAGGAGAGACGGGGGGGAAAGAGGAGAGCUGAUGUCUAAGGGAGUCACUCGGAGGAGGCAAAGCAGCCGGGCGCUCAACUUCUCCGCCUUGCUGCUCAGCGCCAAGCGCCACCGCUGGAAACCGGACGCUGCCGCCGCCGCCGCCGCCGGACUUGACAAGACGGGACCCUCCUUCCUCCCAUGGCCAGGCUGCGGCUCGAGGUUUGACCGCUCGGCCGCUCCCGGGAAGCCACUGGACCUCGCCUCCGCCGCCGCCGCCGCGCUCAGCGAUGUAUUAUUCCCUGCUCUCCGCCUGCACUUGCCUAUGUUUACACUUCCUGCUGCUGUGCAUCCAGGUUCAGGGAGCCACUAGUGCCUUUCCUUGUCUCCAAGCCACCCCAAGGCACCCUGUGCUGCCUUUCCAGUGCUGCCUCCCCAUCCCUAUUCCAUACCUUCCAACUGUACCUAUUUAGCAGAUGUUUGUCGCCGAAGAAAAUGUGGAUUUUCGGAUACACGUGGAAAAUCAAACACGAGCGCGAGACGAUGUGAGCAGGAAGCAGCUCAGACUAUAUCAGCUGUACAGCAGAACGAGUGGGAAGCAUAUUCAAGUUCUAGGUAGACGGAUCAGUGCCAAAGGAGAAGAUGGAGACAAAUAUGCCCAGCUUCUAGUGGAAACAGACACAUUUGGCAGUCAAGUCCGGAUCAAAGGGAAAGAGACAGACUUUUACCUUUGCAUGAACAGGAAAGGCAAGCUAGUAGGGAAGCCGGACGGCACCAGCAAAGAGUGUGUCUUCAUCGAGAAGGUCCUAGAGAACAACUAUACGGCGCUGAUGUCAGCAAAGUACACGGGCUGGUACGUCGGCUUCACCAAAAAGGGGAGGCCCCGGAAAGGACCCAAGACACGGGAGAACCAGCAAGACGUUCAUUUUAUGAAAAGAUACCCAAAGGGUCAAGUGGAAUUACAGAAACCUUUCAAGUAUACGACAGUGACCAAGAGGACUAGGAGAAUACGACCCACCAACCCCAGUUAAAAGAUAGACAAAGACAGUGUCAUGCAAAUGAACUACAAAAGAUAGACUGUUCCAGAGAAAUAUUUUUACACUAAAAAUAAGGGAGAAGCUCUAUUUUUGUACAUUGUGUUGAUUUUUUUUUUAAAAGACUGGAUUGAAAAAGAAAAGAAAAGAAAAACCCACUGGGGAAGCUGUAAAAGAUUUAUUGUGACUUGAAGACAAACAAAAAUGAAUGGUUCUAUUUAAAUUGACUUCCCCCUUCCCCUCCCCCUUCUGUGGAUUGACAUAUAGGUGCUUAAUUCUCUUUUUGGAAUGGGUGACUUUUCCAAGCCAAUCCCUAGAGGGGAACGAGUUCACCUUAAAAUAAGAGUAGAAACCAAAACCACAAACCAAAGAAAACCAACGCUCACCUUUCCCAAAGUCCCCGAAACAACUUGGAUAAUUCUCUGGUGUUGCGGUGAUCUCUUUUUAUUGUCUGCUGCAAUCUUGAACGAGACAAGAUGGUCUGCAAAUCAGUCAUUGAGCUUCCGUAGAGGGCUCAGUACCUCAGUUCUUUGUAACCCUUUCUGACGACAUAAGGUGUCACAGCUCUGUGAUCCUGCAAUUGUUUCGCUCACUUCUGGAGAAUGCUGCUAUCGACCUUCAAAUGACUAAGUAAAAUAACCUAAUACACCAAUGAUAAGGGAAUAUUUUAAAACCAGCUCUAUUAUAUAUAUAAAUAUAUAUUAUAUAUAUAAGCUAUUUAUUUCACCUCUCUGUAUAUUGCAGUUCCAUGAACCAAGUAUUACUGCCUCAACAAUUAAAAAAAGAAUUAUUUAAAACACA